Molecule: messenger RNA, 1973 nt
Organism: Cyprinodon tularosa
Lineage: Eukaryota; Metazoa; Chordata; Actinopteri; Cyprinodontiformes; Cyprinodontidae
Gene: isg20l2
Product: interferon stimulated exonuclease gene 20-like 2
Exons: 4
Coding region: 234-1166 (310 amino acids)
Cellular component (GO): nucleus
Molecular function (GO): 3'-5'-RNA exonuclease activity; nucleic acid binding
Source: RefSeq, a predicted model, not a curated record
CAACGCUGUACGUGGAACGUGAAGGCAGCAUUAUCCCGGAAACUGAUCCUUCAGCGGUCAUCUAGGCACACUACUGAUGUUUUAGAGUUUUUCAUUGUUGUCUUUCGAUAUCUCCUUUUUUGGAUGGUGCAUUUUUAAAGCUGACUUUAAAGAAAAGCCUCUUUUUGAGGCUCUCAGCAGAAGAAGAUUCUUGGAUCCAGCUGAAUGAAGAAUAGAAAGGAUCAGUUUUCAACAUGUCUGAUAUUAUGAUCAAUCUGUCCUCCUCUGUUGAUAACCCACAGGCAGGCGGUCCCACAGCAAAGCAAAAGAAGAACCGCAAUACGUUUUUAAAAAGAAUGAAAUACCUAAAGGCAAAGGGUUAUCUUAAAGAUAAACAAAGUAACCCUAAUCAGAGGAGCAGCAAUAACCAUAAGCAAUCUUCCAACCAGAAUGGACCUUUCCCUAAAUGCUCUCUACCUCCAACUGCUGGUAGCUCUGGGGCUUCAACCUCUCCUUCUAACCCUCCACCAAAGUCUCUCAUUGUGCAAAAUGAAGGUAGCCAGGAAAAGCCCAAACAGCAGGGCAGCAGCAAAACAGCAGCACUUGGCUCCUGCCCCUCGUCAUCCAGCAGCCAUAAACUCCUCACCUCCACAGGGAACCCCACAAAGUACCUCGCCAUCGACUGUGAGAUGGUGGGAACGGGACCCAAAGGUAGCAUCAGUAAACUGGCUCGCUGCAGCAUCGUCUCGUAUGACGGGGACGUGGUCUACGACAAGUUCAUCAAGCCCGACGUGCCCAUUACAGACUUCCGUACACCAUGGAGCGGUAUUCGGCCCAGAGACCUCUUCAAAGCCACGCCGUACGCAGAGGCUCGCAGAGAGAUCCUGAGGCUGCUGAUGGGGAAGAUCAUUAUUGGCCACGCAAUACACAACGACUUCAAGGCCCUCAGUUACACUCAUCCUUUUUCCCUGACGAGGGACACGUCGAAAAUCCCUCUUCUCAACCAGAAGGCCGGCUUCCCAGAGAAACAGGUUGCUUCCCUGAAGAGACUCACCAAAGCCAUCUUCAACCGUGAUAUCCAGACUGGAAGGAAAGGCCACUCGUCUGUGGAGGACGCUAAAGCCACGAUGGAGCUUUACAAAGUCGUAGAAGAGGAAUGGGAGAGGACCCUCAUCUCCAGAUCUUAGCGCAGAGUCUGAAGCUAAACAGAGAACCAAAUGUGCCUUCUGGACGUGUUUGUUUGGUGUUCUGGGAAUGCUUGAAGACAUAAUGUCUGAAGAAAUCUUUCUACACCAUCAUUGGACUGUGUUUCUGUUUGUUUGUUUACUUAGUGUUGCCGAUGACAAAAACUAGUAGCAUUCAUCCAUGACAAACUAAUGCACCUUUCCAUUCGGUUUGUUUCUUGUUUUUUGAAUACUGAACUGAAGCAUAUAGAAUAUUUUAGAAGCUGCAGUUAUUCAGGGUUUGGAUCUAAACAAGCAUGAGGAGUUAUUUUUUAACAUUUUUCACAUGUAAUCUGUCAACUAUAACAAUCUUUCUCAGGGUUUAUAGUGAGUUCAAAUGGUGCUUCGGACACGUUUGGGACCAAAAUGUUUUCAGCAAAGACUGUAGGUAAAAUUUGUAAGUUCUUAAAAAUGAAAUGAUUGGUUAUAUUGGGCAUGAUGGUGCUGUCACUCCACUGUGGGUACCGUGUUCUCAUCCUGAUCCGUAAAGCCUUUUCCAGCGGCUUAUGGGUGAAUUCAAAUGUGAUAUGCACAGUUUAACUUUCUUUUGAUGUUUUUCCUAACAAAAAACACACUUACUGCCCCACCACUGUUUCCAGAACUUUCUGCAGCUCCGUUGCUGUUACAGUAGGUCUAUUGGCAGCCUCCUUGGCUCCUCUUCUUCACGGCGCUUCAUCAGUUCUUAGAGCGGAUUUUAACUUCAUUUAAGGUAGGAUAAUUGGACUUAAGUUUCCACUAAAUGGGCAGAAAUUGGCAACAAAAACUAGAAGG